Molecule: messenger RNA, 2703 nt
Organism: Ipomoea triloba (trilobed morning glory)
Lineage: Eukaryota; Viridiplantae; Streptophyta; Magnoliopsida; Solanales; Convolvulaceae
Product: serine carboxypeptidase-like 18
Exons: 14
Coding region: 1139-2521 (460 amino acids)
Biological process (GO): secondary metabolic process; proteolysis
Molecular function (GO): acyltransferase activity, transferring groups other than amino-acyl groups; serine-type carboxypeptidase activity
Source: RefSeq, a predicted model, not a curated record
UUAACCCCAACGUUAAAAAAUGGCGGAAGCUUCACUGAUUUGGUUGCGAAAUCAUAUCAAUGGAAGAACUCCAGGCAGUGGCUGAAGGCGUGUUGUUCACGGCUGAUGGGGAUGCUGACCGGGCUGGAAAGAAUGGUGGACGACAGUGGCUCGGCGAUGGCCGAUGUGCUUCGCCGGAAAAAAACUGGCAGACGAUGUUGAUAAGCUUUGUCCGUUGCUCCUUUCGACGGAGGUCCGUCGGAGGAAGCUAGAAUCCAGCGUUGACGGCGUAAGUUUUCUGAUUGUGAUGAUGUGACGAAAAAUAAAUAAAUAUAUAAAUUGAUACUGGUAAGGGGAUACUUUCAGGAUGGAGAAUUCACUGUAAGCACCAAUUGUUAGAAUAAUAGAUAGGAUUGCAAUGGUUACAAAAUCUUUUGAACAGAUUUUUGGCUCCACGUCCCUAUCGAACUCCUAUUAUUCACACUUCCAGGUGCCAGAGUUCUAGGAAGAGAAAAGGAGAGAAAGAUCGGAGUGAUAGAGACGAAAAUUAGAGCUGGAAGAGUAUAGAAUAAGGAAUAUUGAUUGAUAUUGUUCACUUAUACAAUUAUAUUGAUGUCUGUAAUAACUUGCUACCUAAAUUAUUCUAACAAGAUAAGGUAAUGAUCAUAGCAUAAUUUCCUCUUCAUUUGAUGCUCUAUAAUUGGUUCAUGUCAAUGUCAUGGCUAUUGUAAUGACAUAACAAUUAGUUUGGAAAGCGAUAGUGUAGUCAUGUAGAUCGAGAGUCCAAGACUUUUCCAUGGAUCCCCAAUCUAUCCUCUUUGUACAGAAAGAUUAAACGGCUUGCUUUGCUCGCAACAGCAGGGUGUAGGUUUCAUAUCUUACCAAGGACAAAAAGAAAAGAAAAAAAGGUAUAGAUUUAUCCUUGUUGUGGGUACUCAUGUAUAAGCAUUUGGGGGUUGUAAGUCAGUUAAGACACAUCUCGCUAUUUACCUCCUUCAUCUCUAGGACAGAGCAGUGAAGGACAAGUUUGGGUUCAAACUUAUUAAAGGGCUUGCUGACAUGAGACAGUAAAUUAAUGUAGUUGGUGGCAAUAGACAACUUUUUAAUGCUCCAUAAAUGACAUAUAUGUUGCAGCAGUGUAGGCUGCAGAAGCAUUCUCAUGGCCUCACUAAUGGAAAUCCUUCUGUUGUUACUCCUGUUUUUGGCUCGAUCAUUUUCACAUUCAGUGGUUGACACUUUACCUGGAUUCCCAGGAAAACUUCCAUUCAAGCUCGAAACUGGUUACAUAGGUGUGGGAGAAUUUCAACAAGUUCAACUGUUUUACUACUUCAUUGAAUCUGAGAAGAGCCCAGAAAGUGACCCGCUCUUUCUCUGGCUCGCUGGAGGCCCAGGCUGCUCUGGUCUCUCUAGCCUCCUCUAUGAGAUAGGUCCUUUGAGAAUUAAUUAUGCAAAUUCCACUGGAGACAUCCCAGCUUUGGAGUUGAACCAGUAUGCGUGGACCAAGGUGGCCAACAUUAUAUUUUUGGAUCAACCAGUUGGAACAGGAUUCUCCUAUGAUAAAACAUGGGAAGCUUACGUGUGUAAUGAUACACUAUCUGCACAACUUGCUUAUAGUUUCCUCAGAGGGUGGCUCCUGGACCACCCGAAAUUCCUUAGCAAUCCAUUGUACAUUGCUGGUGAUUCCUAUGCUGGAAUCAUUGUUCCGCUGAUUGUUCGCGAAAUAUAUGAUGGUUUAGAAUCUGGAAUUGAGCCACAUCUAAAUUUGAAAGGAUAUGUGGAAGGCAAUCCAGUGACCGACCAAUAUGCAGACCCCAAUAAUAGAGUCAAGUAUGCUCAUCGAAUGGGGCUUUUAUCAGACAAUCUAUACCAGUCCACAAAAGUAACAUGCCAUGGACAUUACAUCGGUGAAGAUCCAGAAAAUGCUGAAUGUCAAUAUAAUCUUGAAAGAGUAUCAAAGUGUACUGAAAAGAUUAAUCAGGCGCAAAUUUUAGAACCGGUGUGUAGCGUUGAAAGUUUACUGACUCUAGAUGUGAGUUCUAUUGGUGAAAAUUUACCGCAACAAUGGUGCAGAGAAAAUAAUUAUUUGUUCUCCUCCACCUGGGCAAAUAACAAAGUUGUCCAGAAAGCACUUCACGUGCAUGAGGGAACGAUAACAGAGUGGGUUAGAUGCAACCAAAGCUUGAAAGGUGAUACUAAUGAGAGAACUGGGGCAUACAAUUUUAAUGUCCAAAGCACAGUUGAUUAUCAUCGAAGUUUCACCAACAAAUCUUGUCGAGUCCUAAUCUACAGUGGGGAUCAUGACAUGGUCGCUCCUCAUCUGGGCACAGAAGAAUGGAUAGGGUCCUUACAAGUUGCGGUUGAAGAUGAUUGGAGACCUUGGUUUGUUGAAGAUCAAGUUGCAGGAUACACCAUGAAGUAUUCACAGAAUAACUAUGAGUUGACAUAUGCAACUGUAAAGGGAGCAGGUCAUACAGCACCAGAGUAUAAGCCACGACAAUGUCAGUCAAUGAUUCAGAGAUGGCUUAGCAAUUAUUCUCUUUGAUUAUGUAAUAUUGAAUGCAUAUUCAAUGAAUAAAAUUGCAAUGACCUUUGAUAUCUUUCUCUGUUAAAAAUAAGCUACAACAGUGUCAGGCAAUGAUUCAGAGAUGGCUUAGCAAUUAUCCUUUUUGAUUAUGUAAUAUUGAAUGCAUAUUCAAUGAAUAAAAUUGCAAUGACCUUUGUAUC